GUUGCAGACAGGGUUGUUAAUAAUGAGGUAAGCUAAAAAGUAUUUGCUUGCGAAAUACGCAUGUUUGUUUUAAAUAUUAACCAAUUAUUGCUUUGCGAAAUAUAAAUGGGUUUUUCUAAAAAUAAAAAGCCACGUGAAAAUAUAUUAUGAAAUUACAGAAAUUCAGAGAGUCGCAUUAUUGAUUCCAGUUAACAAUUUAUUUGAAAGAAAUUUGCAUAUAAUACUAUUUUGUAAUAAGUUCUUAUGUAGUCUCUUGAAACUGUCAGUGGUGUAACAAUCUUAAAGGUAAAUAUUUUCACACUUGUUUCAUGCAAUAUGUCAGUGUCCUCACAUUAUUAUUAUUUCCUAUUUUCAAAUAUGAGUAAACAAGACUAGUUACCACUAGUAAUGUGGUAAUACUGUAAAUAAACUGUAGAUAAUAACACUGAUCAAUGUGACACCUGUGGAUGUGAAAUGAACACAAGAUGUAAAUAUUAGUGACUAAAUACUGUUGGGACUGAACCAUAUACAGUGAUUCAUUAGGAUAAUUGGGUUAUGUAUGUUCUAUUAAUGAUGUUUUCAGGUCUUUAAAUACUAAAAUAUUUUCUUCAAAUGGUGCUGUCUUUGUUCAUUUUAGCAUGUUAAAUUGGUGAAAAACCAGGAGCUUCGGGGGGCGUUGGCCUUCGUCCCCCAGACACCCGGAAUUUUUUUUUGUCUUUUUCAUUGUAGUCAAAUCACAUGCCUGCAAGUUGCACUUGUGCACACAUAAGUUAAGGAGAGAAAAUUAAGUAAGGAAGACAUGACAAGAAAGUUGUGACGUCCUAUUUCUGUCAUGUCGCCUUGCUCGUUCUCUCCUCCACAGAUGGGCGUGCGGCUGGCAGAGAAUCUGGGCACACCAGACACUAAUUAGGUUAUCUGCUGAGUGCUUCCUGCUGGCAAACACUGAGUCGUCUCCUUGCAAACCCCCUGCCCACCAUGCAGUCUGCAAGAGGAUCAGCCUACCUGCUUCAGAGCCUUCCCAGGUGUAAGGUCUGCCCAGCUUCUCUAGCCGAGCCAAGCCAGGAGAAAUGUUUUUUGUGUUUUUCUGUCCUGUUUACCAGACCUCGUUAAAGAAGAAUUGAGCUGUUUGUACGUCUCCGCAAUACUGAGAGCCACACCCAACGCUUCUGGUGGUCUACGCUGAGAGCAGAUACUAAGGUGUUUGUGGCUGAUCAUCCCGAAGUAUGAACACAUCCAGUGGGUCAGAGUCGUCCGACCGGCGGGGACACGGACCCCAGGGGCGUGAGUCCCACCGCAGAGCCGGACGGGAAAGAGGCAGAGCCAGUGGUCGUGAAGCUGACAUUUCUGAGAAGAUCAACACACUUUUUGACACUUUGCAGGACACCAACAGGAAUUUGACCAAGGUGGACCAUAUGCUGGGCCAGUACAAGGAGUACAGAGACGAUCAGGCCGAGGCCAUGGCUGUGCUUCGGGGUAACCUGGAGGAGUCCAUCAGCCAGCUGCAGGCGCAGAGGUUGAGCAGAACCGACGCUCACAGUGCCUCCGCCUCCAGCCUACAUUCCAGCGACCUGGACGCUCGCACCGGAUCAGAUGGUCAACACCUGCACCCAACUUCUCCACUGAGGGACUACACGGGAACGCCGGGGAGGAGGAGGAGGACGAGGUCUCACUCUGCCAAUGUUCGCUUCAAAAAUAGCAACGUGUCUGGAGACGAUAUCCACACUUUGCAUCAGUCCUUGAGGGAUCUGCGAUGUGACCAACAGAGACUGUCUGUGGACCUGGAUCAAGAAAUCCACCGGAGAAACAGGUGUGACGUUGACACCAGGAGAAAAAUAGAAAGCCUCUCAGAACACAUGACCACGACGCAGCGGCUCGAUUCUAAUGGGGAGAGACACAACGAGAGAGGAGACGCCAUGACGUCCAGACUACACAAUGCAGACCGAGAGAAGUUGAAGACGGAGCAGGAACUGGAGAAAGCUAGAAGACUUCUAGGACAGUCAGAGGACAGCCGAGAGUCCCUUCUUCAACAGGUGGAGGACAUGCGAGGUGAGCUACAAAGGACCAGGAAGGAGAAGACCGAGCUUCAAAGGGUCUGGCUGCAUCCUCCUCAGCCCACUCAUGGACACUAUACUGCAAAGGACGAGGGAAGGUUACGAGGUACUGAAUGUGCAGAUGGUUUGGAUCUGGAAAAUGAGGUAGCAGAAUUACGAGCUCAGCUGCGACAGACCUCGUCCAACAGUGAGAUAGAAGAACUGAAGAAGGCUGUUGAGCGCAAGGAGAGAGAGCGAGUACAGCUGAGUUUACAAUUGGAGGGUUUGUCUGCAGACCUGGCACGGCGGGAGCAACAGCAGGUGCGGAUGCUCGAACAACUGAGGGACAUGCAGAGUCGAGGGCAGGCAGAGAAGACUGAGACUGAGGCGUUACUCCAGGAGAGCACAAGAAGCAGAGAUGAACUGAAGACCAGGGCCCAGAAGGCCGUGCGCCAAUGGAGGGCAAAGUGCACUCGACAGCAGAAGGAGCUGGAGGAGGCUCGGGUCCACGUUCAGCUGCACAGUGACAAGGCAGCACAGGUAGCCAAAGAGAAGGACAGCGCCCAGACUCAGCUGAAGGCACUGAGCCAGCAGGCCGAGGCCUCCCACAGGGAGCUGGCUGAAAACCUGCGACGCUUGGCCCAGCGUGAAGAGGAGCUGCACCGCAAGGAUGUGGAGCUGUCUGAGACCUGCCAGCGCCAGUUGGCUCUGGAGCAGGAAAUCCGAGAGGUGAAAGAGGCCUCAACCGUCCUUCAGACGGAGGCUCGGCGUCAGUCCGACAUCCAGGCAAGACUGAGAGAACAUAACCAAAUACUCGUAGAAAAAGUCGACGCGCAAACCCGCAUCUGUCAGAGAGAGCAGAAAAAGCAGGCUGAACUCCAGAUCACGCUCAAUCAGAUGGCCCCGGCCCAUGCCCAGCUAGCCCAGCGCUUGGCGGAAGAGGAGGUUUCCAAGAAGGACUUCCAGAAGGUGGCGUUGGAAUGGCAAGCCAAGCUGGCUGUGGCUCAGGAAGAACGGGACGCACUAAGGCAACAGCUGCAGCUGGAUAGAGAGGUGCAUCAAAAAGAGGUGGACCACCUGAAGGCCGUGAUUGAGGAGGGCAGGACAAAGAACAAGGACAUGCAGGACAUAGUCCGGGUUUGCCGCCAGGAACGGGAAGAAAUCCAGGCACAGCUAAAUAACUUUAAGGCAGGUGCAACGUCCGACAAGAAGUUGUGCCAGGCGCUGAGUGUCAAGCUGGACAGGAUGAAAGAUGAAUGUGAUAAGAUGGCUGCACAGCUGAGCACUAAAGAGGAUGCGCACGCACUCCUCCACAAAAAGUUCCAACUACUCAAACUCAAACUGGAUGAAAUGAGUUCAAACGAAGGAAGACGUGUCUCGGUUUCAGAGCUUGUUAGACUGGAAGAGAAGCUGGCACAAAUGGAGGCAGAACAUGAGGCAACUCUGUCCACCGUUGGUGAUGAACUAGAUGUAGUGCUCCAUGGCCUCUGCAGGAAUAGUGAAGACAACUUACAGGCAACCAAGAAAUCUGGAUUAGUCAAAGACCCCUCCCUUUGGCUAGCAGACACAAAGGCCAAGCUUCGCUGGCUACGUGAGGAGGCGCAGGAGCGUGCCGCAAGAGAAGAGCGAGUAAGCGGGCCGAGCCUGCACAACAGGGAUCAGCUGAAAGCGCUCGGGCACACCCGGGACGCAGACCAACACUUUCUCCUGCAGCGUCUGGAGCAACAGGAGAAGCUGCUGCGCUCAAUCAGCACUGAAAAAAAAGAACUGUUGGAGGGAAGUCGCAAAAAGGAUGAAGAAAUGAAGAGCAUAAAGGAUCGUGUUUUGGAUCUCGAGAUGAGCACAAGAGCAGCAAUGGAAUACUGGAAAUCCUCGACAGAAAAACAGUAUCUGACGGACAAUUUUAAGGACUUAGAGGAGUCCCAACGGCAGAAGGACGUGGUUGAUCGGUGCUAUACCAAACACAAAGAAAUAGUCUGGACCUGCAGCACCAGCUCGAUGAGUUCCGAGCGCAAAAUCCAGGAGUACAGAGAGGACAAACUGGAUGCGUCUUCCAGGAGUAUGAGACUUGCUGCUCUGUCUUCCUCCAUCAAGAGCCCCAACACCUUCUUCAACACCUCUGUGAGAUCCGACACAAUGUCGCCCCACAAACGGCUGACCAGUUCCGACCUGGACGACUACGAAGUCAACGUGGCCAAAUUCCUCACAGAUCGUCCACAGCUCAACCACGAGUGAACUUUUUGGGGGGUUUGUCCACACGCACUGAACACACUCUUAGAGGAACUAAAGGGAAACUAGACUGUUCUUGGACCUCGACUACCUCAGACACACAACCACAGGUCGUGCCAACACAAAACUGAUAUUACCAAUUUAAAUAAGGUAAGUUAUUCAUGCCGAUAUUUGAAGUUACACUAACAACUUUCUUUUUAAUUUUUAUAAACAAAUGUCAAAAUAUUGUUUGAGCACAGACGUCUCCUUUUUUGAACUGUGAAAAAAGGAAUAUGCACUACUAAUAAAUCUUUCUCCUAGAACCUUUCAUUGGAGAGACAG
This is a messenger RNA of Entelurus aequoreus (snake pipefish), 4559 nucleotides long. Its product is annotated as centrosomal protein of 128 kDa-like. The transcript has 25 exons. The coding region runs from base 1203 to 4244 and encodes 1013 amino acids. The record is from RefSeq and is a predicted model, not a curated record. NCBI's taxonomy places the organism in Eukaryota, Metazoa, Chordata, Actinopteri, Syngnathiformes, Syngnathidae.